Phyllotreta striolata is the source of this 2706-nucleotide messenger RNA. Lineage: Eukaryota; Metazoa; Arthropoda; Insecta; Coleoptera; Chrysomelidae. The record is from the annotation of a GenBank genome assembly.
CGAAAAUCUUAAUCUCAUAAAAAAUUUCGAACAAUAAUCGAGUAUAAUGUGAAAGUAUUCCCUCGCUCAAAGUCGGGUAAAAAUGGGUGGGUGCUGCUCGAAGGAGGAAAAUGUAGAUCCCUCGUGUCCGAGGGACUCUAUUAUCGGGACUACUUUAUCGGAUACUCAAGUGGCUUCCGCGAGUAAAGAGGACAAAAUGAUCGUGGAUGAACUAAAAUUCGAAUUCAACGGAAGCCCUCAAACGUUUCUGUUGGACAAUUUGCUCAUGACUACUCAGUUUUUCGAAAAUUAUCGAAAGGACAGAGAACACGCCGUUUCGACCAUUAACAAACAAGAAAAAGACACGAACUCGACUCUUUUAGAAAAACUGAACAUGGGUUGCAUUUUCCCGGAUUAUUUCCUGGAAACUGUUAACGAUAAUUUAAGAUACAGGCCGAUUCACGGCCCCAAGAAAUACGUUAUGGAACCGUUAAUAACCAAGCGAAUGUUCAUAAUCAACUACAACAUCGAAGUAAUUAGCGACAAUGACGAGAACGUUCAAUACACGUCCAUCGACAAACCCGCCGUGCAAGUUACUAUCGAAGAAUCCGGAAGAAAGGGUUUCGUGAGAUUGCGCCAAAACCACGCCAACCAAACUGUGAAUAAUGUGAUAACAUCGAACAUAUACGAACCCGGACCGAGCGGGUUGCAGAACCCGGAAAGCGAAUAUGAUUACGCUUUAAUCACGGAAGCGCGCACGCCCAAAGCUUUGGAAGGCACCACCGGCCCGGAAUCCAAAGAAUCCCUCCCGCCCACUUGCUUCACUGCGAAGAAAAUCAAGAAACCCGAUUACCUAAUCCAAGAAAUUAUCCAGGAAAAGAAUUCGGAGGGCGAUGAUUAUGACCUCACCGAAGACGACCUAUUCGACUACAUCACCUACAUAGACGCCAAAGGUUUCAUGAAUCACUUCAAGAGCAACAUGUUCCCGAACUCGCUCGGCCGACUGCUGGGAUUCACGCGAGACGAAAUCGACCUAGCCAGGACCAUACCGGGCAAGAUCUUCUGCAAUUUGACCGACGCCGACGAUCAACCCCUCCAUUGCGAGGUGAUUCCGUGCGUCGCGAUACCAUGGCCCACCGAGCAGACCUACGAGUUCAUUUGGAGAGAAGACAGGCCGACCAUCACCGAUAAAAAGGCCGGCAAAUGGUACAAGUGGCCCACCGAUCAGAUGAUCAAGGAGAUGUGCGCGUUGGAGUGCGUGGUGGUGCCGAAAGGGUAUUGGAUGAAAAAGGGACAUUACUCCGAUACGGCUAUUGAAUGGGAGAUAGCCUUCCCCAAGGCAGAGAGAUACCUGGAGGCCAGGAUGUCGCACGUGCAAAUUAGGUGUUUCUUGUUCCUGUUGAUCAUUCAUAAGGUUUUCAUUCAUCCAAAGACGCAACAACACGGGUUGCUGGUGGAGCACAUCAGGUGCCACAUGUACUGGGAGUGCGAGUCGAAUUACCGCGAUUGGCCGGAGCAUCGGCAGGGCGCGAAGAUCGUCAAAGUCAUCGAGAAUUUGUGCCAGCGGUUGUCGAAAAGCCUCCUGCCGGAUUUCUUCAUCAAAGAGAAGAAUCACUUUAAAAACAUACCGAUGAAGUACCUGCAUUUCGCUCACAGGAUAUUCAACGACGUGCUGCAGAAUCCGGUGGUGUACUUCAUCAGCGCCUUGCGGUGUAUCAGGUACACCAGCGGGAAGUUUUACACGCCCUUCGAAUUUAAGGAAUUCUAUAGGAAUAUGACUGAAACUAAUAAUAAUAAUCUUAAACAAAUAAAUCCCAACACAAUUACCGGGCCACCUAAUAUAAGAAGAGUAUACAGAGACCCCGAGAUGCAAUGGGAGCACUUGAACGAAGUAGCGAAGAGGAAAAAAGCGUUGGAAAUGAGGAACAAAAAAUUGAAUAAACAAAAAGAAGAAGAUACAAAAUCUAUCGAUUCCAUUGAUUUAGAGUGGUCGUUCGAGAAGGAACUGAGCAUGCUGAAAAGGAACGUGAUCCUCUGCCAAUACAUCAAAUUCUUUAUCGAAAUAGCCAAGGAGAUAACGAGAUUCGACGGCUCGGAGAACCACUCGAGGCUCUACCUCAAGCAAGCACUCUAUCUGACGAACCUCCUCGAAGACAACUCGGGCAUUUACAAAGAGGACGCGAGGGAGUUCCAGCGGCAGAUCCGGCUGGAGCAGAACGCCGUCACCAAGUCCGCGGUUCUGAGGAACUCGGACGUGCCGCCGGCGACGCCCGUCAGGAAUUCCCAGCAAUUCGACUACUCGCUCACCCAGCAACUGAAGAACAACUCGGUGAACUGGAACAACUUGCACAACAACUACACCGGCAACACGGUGACGAAUAAAGUGGUUCGCACGUCGUCUGUUAAAGUCGAAAAAAUGUCGCCUCUCCUUAAUAAGCAUCAGAGUAUAUUGGCUAAAAGGAGGAGUACCUUUGGUGUUACGAAGAAAAGUGUGGUGUUUGCUAAUCCCGAUUAGAUGCCUCAAGAGAUAUUUUUUACAUUUUCUAUUGCUUUUUAGAGAAUGGCUUGUUUAAAGUUUUCUAUUUUAACCCAGUAAUUAGCUAAUUUUAUGUCGAUUUGUUAGUUGAUAUUUUUAUGUUAUUUAUUAUCGUUUUAUCUUGGAUAAUUAUUUGAAAAUAUUUAUUAUUUUUAUGAAGGCUGUAAAUAUUAAAGUAAUAAUAAAUCGAA